Aspergillus puulaauensis is the source of this 1506-nucleotide messenger RNA. RefSeq names its product NAD-dependent succinate-semialdehyde dehydrogenase. Bases 1 to 1506 code for a protein of 501 amino acids. The record is from RefSeq and is a predicted model, not a curated record. The transcript is spliced from 3 exons. Gene Ontology annotation, molecular function: succinate-semialdehyde dehydrogenase (NAD+) activity. NCBI's taxonomy places the organism in Eukaryota, Fungi, Ascomycota, Eurotiomycetes, Eurotiales, Aspergillaceae.
AUGGAAUCAACUGAACAGGUCACCGCGCCAGCUGCUGAGCUGCUGGAUGUCAAGAAUGAAGCAUUGCUGGUAACGUCAGGUUUGAUCAACGGUCAAGAAGUCAACGGGCACAAAGGAAAAACGUUCCCCGUCAUAGAGCCAUCAAGUGGAACCGUGCUUGCCCAGUGUGCAGACUUAUCCAAGGAGCAUAUCGUAUCGGCCAUCGAGGCUGCCGACAAAGGAUAUGUCACGUACUAUAAGACCACCACGGCACGGGAACGAGGCCUGUUAUUGAAGAAGUUCCACCGGCUAAUCCUUGACAAUGCGGACGACUUGGCCAGAAUCCUCUCCCUCGAGAAUGGGAAGACAAUCGCCGAAGCAAGAGGAGAAAUCAACUACGCCGCCUCGUUUGUUUCCUGGUUCGCCGAAGAGGCGACUCGCGCCUACGGAGACACCAUCCCAUCAUCUUACUCGAACGCGGAGGUUUUCACCUUUAAAGAACCAGUAGGAGUGUGCGGUAUCAUAACCCCCUGGAACUUCCCAGCUGCCAUGAUCACGCGAAAAAUCGCACCGGCCCUCGCUGCAGGCUGCUCAGUUGUUAUCAAACCUCCUCGCGAGACCCCCUUUAGUGCGCUUGCAUUGGGCAAGCUUGCUCUCGCUGCGGGCAUCCCAGCUGACUGCAUCCACGUCGUCCCUACAAGCGACCGACAAGUAGCCUCGGAGUUAGCAUUGAAUCCCCAAGUGAGGAAGCUGAGCUUCACUGGCUCUACUGGGGUUGGCAAAACACUGACGGCGAUGGCUGCGCAAACGAUGAAACGGGUCAGCAUGGAGCUUGGAGGGAAUGCUCCGUUCAUUGUAUUCCAAGACGCGGAUCUGGACCAAGCAGUCGCCGGGGUAAUGGUCUGCAAGUUUCGUUCGUCCGGCCAGACCUGUGUGUGUGCAAACCGCAUUCUUGUCCAUAGGAAUGUACAGGAGAUGUUCAUCGCAAAGCUUAUCGAGAAAGUUCGAGCCCUCAAGCUCGGAAGGGGUAUAGACGCCGAUACGACCCAAGGGCCCUUGGUCAACGCCGCCGCUGUUAAGAAGGUUGCGGAGCACGUUGAGGAUGCAAUUGGCAAAGGCGCGACUUUGCAUACAGGCGGCAAACCACCCAGUCACUUGUCAGGAUUCUUCUACGAGCCGACGGUCAUCAGUGGUGUUGUACCUGGCAUGGCUGUUGCUUCUGAGGAGACCUUUGGCCCACUUGCGGCCAUCUUCACCUUCACCAGUGAGCAGGAAGCAGUGGCCCUGGCCAACGCUACCGAGUUUGGUCUGGCGGGAUACUUCUUUAGUGAGAAUAUUGGGCGUGCCAUGAGAGUGGCGCGCCAGCUUGAGUGUGGUAUGGUUGGCGUGAAUACAGGACUUAUCAGCGCUGCAGAGUCGCCUUUUGGCGGCGUUAAAGAGAGCGGAAUGGGGAGAGAAGGCAGCAGGUAUGGCCUGCAUGAGUAUCAAAACAUCAAGAGUGUGACAGUCGGCAAUUUGCAGGGUUGA